UUAGUUAUGAAUUAGAUCUACAAAUAAUCAGAGAAUCAAAAGUGCAUUCAUUAUCAAAUUUUCAAAAAGAAGUAUGUCUUGUUGCAGAUGAGAUGCAUAUAAAAGAGGGGCUUGUAUAUGACAAAUUUACAGGUGACUUAAUAGGGUACAGCAACACGGGAGAUAUAAAUGAGCAUUUACUUCAACUUGAGAAACAAGUACACACAGAGCAGUCUGCAGAUGCAAGGCAACCACUAGCCACCUCAAUGUUGGUGCUCAUGGUUCGGGGAUUAUUUACCGAUUUCUCGUUUCCAUAUGCAUCAUUCCCAACAUCAAGCCUAACAGGGGACCAACUAGUUCCAAUAUUUUAUGAAGCUGUUCUUAGACUAGAAAAGUGUGGUUUUAGAGUCGCUUGUAAUACUUUAGAUGGAAAUUCUGUCAAUAGGAAGUUUUUUAAGAUAGUAGGAAAUAAUUCCAGCAAAAUUACUUACUACACAAAAAACCCAUGCUCGAUUGACAGAAAUAUAUACUUCAUAUCAGACCCCCCACACUUAAUCAAGACCACACGAAAUUGCUUGGCUAGUUCAAAAAGAAGCAUGAAGUUUAAUGACAAAGCUAUAUCGUGGAAAUUUGUAAAAGAGCUGUAUGAUAUUUCCCUGAAAUCUGAAGGAUUAACUUGCAUUCACAAGUUAAAGUAUGAACAUGUCAAUUUGACACCAUUUUCUAAGAUGAGGGUAGAUUUGGCGGCAGAGGUUCUUAGUUCAACAGUAAGUAAUGGUAUGAGGACGUUUUUAUCAGAUGAAGCAGAAGAAACAGCAAAUUUCAUUGAAAAGUUCGAUAAAUUCUUUGACAUGCUUAAUGUGUCAAACUAUUUGUCAACAUACAAGUCUCUAAAGCCAUUUAAAGCACCAUACAGAUGGUCCGCUGAUAAAAGGUUGCAAUGGUUGAAAGAUGAGUUCCUAGCAUGGAUAGAAGAAUGGGAGAAACAAGUAACAGAGAGAAAAGACAUCCCUGCUAAAGAGAGAAACAAAUUAAUUCUAAGUAAAGAAACACUACUGGGAAUUAAGAUAACAGCUUACUCAUUCAAUGACCUUCUGAAGUACCUAUUCACACUUCCUGAUGUAAAAUCAUUUCUCAGUGAAAAGCUAUGCCAGGACCCUUUGGAAAAACAUUUCGGUUUACAUCGUCAAAGAGGAAGGACAAAUGAAAACCCUACUUCUGCAGAGUUUCUAAAAAAUCAGCAAGCUCUGAGAGUUGUCAGCAGCAUUCGAUUAGAUGGUAUCAUUAAUGGUAAUACACGAGGAAAUAAGGAAGACACAAAUGUACCAACUGAUGGCGAGCCAUUACCCAAGAGAAGGAAACUUGUUAAGUCUUCCUCAACUGACACUCCAGCAGCCACAAGUCCAGUCUCACCUGAGAAGACAGAAAUAGAAAAUGUCCUGCAAAUGAUUAUUGAGAGCCCAGAAUCAAAGUUACCAUCAAUCUCAGUAACUAUGAUUAUUAAAGCUGCCAAGCAACUACUACUAUGGAGUUCAAACAAGGUCAAUGAACAAAAGAUGAAACAGUUCAAUCAAUAUCUCAUCACAUUCUUUAAGAUAUGGACAACUUUAACAGUCACAACCCAGUUUGUCCGAGAAGAAACUUGGAAAAGGUUUGCUUUGUUUGUCUCAUCAUCAGAAUAUAACACAUUUUGGGCAUCAGUCUAUAGCACAGUAGGCAUUACUCCAUGUCCCGCCAUUUUAUCUUUCGAAGUAACAUUUAGAAUGUUCACAGCUUAUUGGAAAAAACAAACACUAGCAAGAAUUUCAGCAACAGCAUCAACAGAUAGUUCAUCUCCUUCAUUAAGUUUUGACGAGCAAAAUGCACUGUGGUAUGUUGGUGGCUAUGUAAUCAGAAGAAUGAGAACAAAGAUUAAUAAGAAUAGUACGGCUAAGGAAAUGGAUAUGCUUCUGCCUUUGCUGGAUGAGUUAGUUGAAGAUCACGACGAGGAUAAUGGAGAUGGAGAAAGAGAAGACGAAGAAGAUAAUGAUAUGAAUAAGAGCUGGAUCAAUUGUAUCAAUAGAGGAGGACUUGUUUACUGCACCAAUGAGUUUCAUACGUUCCUGUACUCGUUAGAAAUUCAAGUGAAACUUUGUUGCAACUAUGGAAAAAACAAUGUUCAAAGUAUGGCAGAGAUGAUAGGUCAAAAGGAAGAGCUCAAAGAAAUAUGGGACAAAAUAUUUCAAGAAAAUCGUGACGCCGAUGCAGCAGCCGAGUGCCGCUCUCAAGGAAAAUCAUUCCUCUUGAAAGAAAUAAUAGCAAUUUAUAUAACAAUAAGAGGCUUCAGGCACACAUCAAGAAUAAUGGAAAUGUACAAAAAGGAUGAAAAGAAGAACUUACAAAAAAGGAAAAGCCUGAGAAGCACGCUUGCUGCUAGUGAAGAGUGAUUGAUAAUUAU
Messenger RNA from Amphimedon queenslandica, 2416 nucleotides. RefSeq lists its product as uncharacterized. The record is from RefSeq and is a predicted model, not a curated record. The transcript is spliced from 7 exons. Lineage: Eukaryota; Metazoa; Porifera; Demospongiae; Haplosclerida; Niphatidae. The coding region runs from base 93 to 2405 and encodes 770 amino acids.